AACAACUAACACUUGCGAUGAGAAAAUACUUCUUUAAUCUUCUUCCUGCUGAAAAAUUAAGCUAUCAAAAUGGUGCAAAUAGUACAAGUUGUUGCCUUUGAUACUGUUAUCGUGUUCUUAUUGUUGAUUCUUCCUUCUAUUAUUUUCGUGGCUGGUAGUUCUUCAUUUACUUCAACUGAACAGGUUGAGGCUUUGCUGAAUUGGAAAUCAACACUUGUAACCCAGACUGCUUCAUCUUUUCUCCCAUCUUGGAAGAGGGAUUUUGGUGCAGUAAGUCCGUGCAAUUGGUCUGGAAUCACUUGCAGCAACAAGGGGAGCGUCAUCGUGGGAUUGAAUCUAACAGGUUUGGGUUUGCAAGGUACGCUCCUUGGUUUCAACUUCUCAUGUUUCGCCAAUUUAGUUAGUCUUGUCUUGAGCAACAACAAACUUUUCGGAUUCAUUCCGCCGCAAAUUAGCAAUCUUAUUAGUCUUAUUCACCUUGAUCUUUCUCAAAAUGAACUUAGUGGAUUCAUCCCUGAAGAAAUAGGAAGUCUCAGUUCUCUUACUACCUUAGCUUUGUAUACCAACAAACUUAAUGGUUCAAUUCCUAGUUCUGUGUGGAAUUUGAGAAAUCUAAUUAAGUUAGUUCUUUUUGGCAACCGAUUAACCGGGGAAUUACCCACAGAACUGAGCAAUUUAACACAGAUGCUAGUAUUGACUCUGGCUAAUAACUCUCUUUCCGGGACAGUACCUGCUAGUAUAGGGCAAUGUAGCAGUCUUACAUUUCUGCACCUUGGCAGGAAUAAUUUCACAGGAAAUGUUCCGAAGGAGAUUGCAGCAGCUGGAAAAUUGAGAUUUCUUCAAUUGAAUAACAACAAUUUCGAUGGCACUCUUUCUGAUUUCAUAAGUAAACUUCAAUAUCUGGAAGUUGUUAACUUAGCGAAUAACAAGUUUGGAGGCAGUAUACCCCUUGAGCUGGGUUCGCUUCGUGGCCUUCAAAUUCUUUCUUUAAGGUUAAACAACUUCUAUGGGUCUAUUCCUGAAGAGAUAAUGCAGUUGCCUCAACUCCGUAUAUUGGAUUUGUCGCUUAACAAUCUAACUGGUGUAAUUCCUAGCACAAUAGGGAACCUGGAGAAGCUAAUAAGUAGACUUAAUCACACAGUUGUCACUGACGACUAUUAUAAUUUUAGGUCCGUGCAGUUGAGGAUGAAUAUAAAAGGGAUCACGGUCCAACUUGCAAUGUUAUAUAGCUAUACCUCCGCAAUCGACUUAUCAUGCAACAGUCUAGAAGGAAGCAUUCCAGAAGAGAUAGUUUCAUUAAAAGGACUUUAUAUGCUUAAUUUGUCCUACAAUUAUUUCUCAGGUAAUAUCCCUGCGAAUAUCGGAGAUAUGUCUGGAUUAGAGUCUUUGGAUUUGUGUUACAAUAGAUUUUCCGGAAAUAUCCCACAGUCUUUGACAUCAAUGGACUCUCUUGGUUUUCUGAACUUAUCUUACAACAAAUUGAGUGGCAGGAUUCCAGAAGGAACUCAUUUUGAGACUUUGAGUUGGGAUGGUUCAAUUUUCACUGGGAAUGGGUUAUUGUGCGGAGUACCUACGGAAAAAGUCUGCAAGGGAGAUCAGAAUAUUAGCCUCAUAAACGAAGUUGAAGAAUAUGAUCUUGAGGAUGCAAAUGACAGAUUACUGUUUUACGUUGCACUUGCUACUGGCAUUGGAGUUGGAUUCGGGGGUUUAUUUAUUUUGCUUCUUAAAAAAGAUAAAUGGUGGAGUGGAUAUUGGAAAUUUGUUGAUUCAAUUGCAGUUAGAAUAAUAAUCUUGUUAUGCUGCGAUGGAGCUUCAAGAGGCAAUACUGGUGCAGCUGGUAUGGCAGGGGUAAUUACAUUGUGGCAAUGGCAGUCUUCUUCUUUCUUCUUCCUGGUGAGAAACGAAGCUAUCAAAAUGGUGCAAGUAAAUCAAGUUGUUGCGGUGUUUGUCUUCUUUUUUGUUGGUUUUUUCUUCGAAUAUAUAUUCGUAUCUGGUGGUUCUUUAUUUACUUCAACUCAUACACAACAAGAUGAACAAGUAGAAGCUCUUCUGAAUUGGAAAUCAACACUUGUUAGCCAAACUUCAUCUCUUCUCCCAUCCUGGAAGAGAGAGAAUUCUACUACUACUAGUGUAUUAAAUCCAUGCAAAUGGUCUGGAAUCACUUGCAACGACGAGGAAAGCGUUGUGGAAUUGAAUAUGACAGGUUUGGGUUUGCAAGGUACGCUCGAUGGAUUCAACUUCUCAUGUUUCACCAAUUUUGUUAGUUUAGACUUGAGCAGCAACAAAUUCUCCGGGUUCAUUCCACAGCAAAUUGGUAAUAUUUCAAAACUUACUCACCUUGAUUUUUCUCAAAAUGAAUUUAGUGGGUUCAUCCCUGAAGAAAUCGGUAGGCUAAGCUCUCUUACAACCUUAGCUUUGUAUACCAACAAACUUAAUGGUUCAAUUCCUACUUCUUUGUACGAUUUGAGAAAUUUAACUAAGUUGCUUCUUUUCGGGAACCGAUUAACCGGGUCAUUACAAACAGAACUGAGCAAUUUAACACAACUGAGAGUAUUGGCGUUGGCUAAUAACUCUCUUUCAGGGAAUAUACCUCCUAGUAUAGGGAAAUGCAGCAGUCUUAUAUUCCUACACCUUGGCAGAAAUAAUUUCUCAGGAAAUGUUCCAAGUGAGCUUGGAACGCUAGGGGAAUUGAGAUACCUUCAAUUAAAUAACAACAACCUCAAUGGUUCUCUUUCUAGCUUCAUAGGUAAACUUCAAUAUUUGCGAGUCAUCAACUUAGCAAAUAACAAGUUUGGAGGUAGUAUACCAGUGGAGCUGGUUUUGAUCCGUGGCAUUCAAAUCCUUUCUUUAAGGUCAAACAACUUCAUUGGGUCUAUACCUGAAGAGAUCACUCAGCUGCAUCAACUUCGUAUAUUGGAUUUGUCGUGCAACAAUCUCACCGGUAUUAUCCCUAGCAACAUUGGGAACCUGGAGAAGCUUACAACUAGACUUAAUGACACAGUUGUGACUGACGACUACUACAACUUUAGAUCUGUGCAGUUGAAGAUGGAUAUCAAAGGGAUCACGGUCCAACUUGCAAUGUUAUACAGCUAUACCUCUGCAAUCGACCUAUCAUGCAACAAUCUAGAGGGAAGCAUUCCAAAAGAGAUAGUUUUAUUAAAAGGACUUUUUAUGCUUAAUUUGUCCUACAAUCAUUUCUCGGGCAGUAUCCCUGCAAAUAUCGGAGACAUGUCAGGAUUAGAGUCUUUGGAUUUAUGUUACAAUGAAUUAUCUGGGAAUAUCCCACAGUCUUUGACAUCAAUGGACUCGCUUGGUUUUCUGAACUUAUCUUACAACAAGUUGAGUGGCAGGAUUCCAGAAGGAACUCAUUUUGAGACUUUAAGUUGGGAUGGUUCAAUUUUCACCGGGAAUGAUUUACUGUGCGGAGUACCUACGGAAAAAAUCUGCGAGGGAGAUCAGAAUAUUAGCUCUACAAAUGAAGUUGAAGAUUACGAUCAAGAGAAUGCAAAUGAGUUAUGCAUUGCUGUUGCGACAGGCAUUGGAGUUGGAAUUUGGGGUUUAUUCUUUCUUUUGCUUAUUAAAAAAGAGAAAUGGUGGAGUGGAUAUUGGAAAUUCGUUGAUUCUAUUGCAGUUAGAACAAUACGUUGUUUUCAUAAAACUUGAUUGUGUUACAGUGCUCUUGUCUUUUGGCUAUGGUUUUCAUACUGGAGAUUUGUGUAUAUAUGCGGUUUCAGUUACAAUACAGUGUUCAUCUAUAUUUGCAUUUCCAGGGUUGUUUCCUUCUAAUAACAUGUAAUCCGAUUCAAAGU
Messenger RNA from Papaver somniferum (opium poppy), 3809 nucleotides. RefSeq names its product LRR receptor-like serine/threonine-protein kinase GSO1. Bases 70 to 3663 code for a protein of 1197 amino acids. The record is from RefSeq and is a predicted model, not a curated record. Gene Ontology annotation, molecular function: protein binding. The transcript is spliced from 3 exons. NCBI's taxonomy places the organism in Eukaryota, Viridiplantae, Streptophyta, Magnoliopsida, Ranunculales, Papaveraceae.